AUGCGCUGGGACUUGGUACAAGCUCUUGCUCUCGUACAGUUGGCUUCUGCAGGCCCUGUUAAGACGAGAGAUACUGUCACAGCUCAGGUGAACUUCAAUAAUAACACCGGCACCCCGCAACAUCUGGCAUCCGGACUGUUGUAUGGUGUUCCUGAUACUCUUAACCAAAUUCCGGCACACUUCUAUCAGAACAUCGGAUAUAACUAUGAGCGUGCCGGAGGUGCACAGGUCGCAGCCCCCGGCCGAGGCUGGAUCUGGGGUUUGACCGAGUACAAGAACCGAUUCAAAUCAGCACUUUCAAAUUACCAGACUGCACGCGAGUAUGAUGCAACAUUCAUUUUCCUUAUUCACGAUCUUUGGGGCGCCGAUGGAACACAGAACUCCUCUGCUCCUUAUCCCGGAGAUAAUGGAGACUGGACUAGUUGGGAUGAAUAUCUUACCCAGCUAUUCUCCGAUAUAAAGGCUAAUAGCAUGACUACUGGACUUGUCAUUGAUAUUUGGAAUGAACCUGACCUCACGGCUUUCUGGAAUCGUGAUCAAUCCCAGUACCUAGAGAUGUGGGGCAGAACGUACUACAAGUUCAGAGCUGAGUUCGGCACUGCUGUCGAGCUCUCUGGACCGGCUAGUGCUGGUGAACCCGUUGCCUCCAACACCUGGUGGCAGGCAUGGGCUUCAUUUGUUGCCAGCAAUCAGUCCAUUCCAGACCAGUAUGCUUGGCACAUGGAGGGAGGAGGUGGAGACCUUCUCUCAGCUCAAGCAGGCCUCAAUUACUGGCGCUCGACAUACAACCUUCCAUCAAAGUUGAUUAACAUCAAUGAAUACGGCGUAUACGACGAACAAGUUCCUGCCGGUUCUGCUUGGUGGAUCGGCCAGCUGGAACGCAUCAAUGCACGAGGCCUGCGCGGAAACUGGCUCAGCGGAACCAAUCUCCACGAUUACAUGGCUUCUCUCCUGGGUAAAUCUGGAUCUACUUACUAUCCCAACGGAGACUACCAAGUGUACAAGUACUACUAUCAAAACAUGACUGGUUAUCGAGUUGGAACCCUUCCUUCUUCGGACCUGAAGUUGGAGGCCUAUGCGACCGUUGGCUCAGACUACGCUCGUGUCCUGGUUGGUGUUAGAGUUGCUACUGGUACCUGGGAGUUGGAAUUGAACUCGCUGUCUUCUCUUGGAUUGCCGACAAGUGGAACGCUGAAUGUGCAUACCUGGGGAUUCCCUGUGGCAUCUGAUGUGCACUAUGGAGAGGUUGAUGCGCCAACUGAUUUGGGCUGGUACGGUCAUGCCUAUUCGGGAGAUACCGUUACCUUCCCUGUUUAUCAGACGGACGAAGUCACUGCGUAUGUCUUCGAGUUCGCUAUCUAG
This is a messenger RNA of Penicillium cataractarum, 1362 nucleotides long. RefSeq names its product glycoside hydrolase family 39 protein. Gene Ontology annotation, biological process: carbohydrate metabolic process. Gene Ontology annotation, molecular function: hydrolase activity, hydrolyzing O-glycosyl compounds. The coding region runs from base 1 to 1362 and encodes 453 amino acids. The transcript has 4 exons. Lineage: Eukaryota; Fungi; Ascomycota; Eurotiomycetes; Eurotiales; Aspergillaceae. The record is from RefSeq and is a predicted model, not a curated record.